AGGAAUCUUCUGUUACUUGUUCAAGGUACUGACAAAGACAAUGCAUUAUUCUUAUUAAAAGACCGGAAACAAAGGUGCAGUUUUCCUGUACUAAUUGCAGAGGACAUGAUAGCCUAUAAUAUAUUUUGAUGCAAAAGUUUGUAUAAUUUCAAUGCCUUUCGACAUGAAAAUUCCGAGGUACGAUGUAUUUCCUUGUAAUUUGUUGGCUUUGUAUUACAACUAAAUAACAUCAAAUCCAAGGUUUACUGACACCAAAUCAGCCAAACCAGAAAUUAGGAGGUAGAACACAUGAUCAUUAAAAUUGAGUUUAAUAAAAGUGUCAUUGGUUUGCUUCAACUUAAAGACUUCACAUGAAUAGGUGGCCAGAUCCAAUCAAUUGUGAGGCAUGUGUCUCAUGGUGAUCCAUAAGAACUCUGGUUGCCAUAGAUACAAGACAAUGGUGGGUAGAAAUAUGAUUUAAUAUAUAGCCCAAUCCAAUCCUUUCCCAUAAAAUUAGUUUAACGAUAUUAUAAAAAAUGACCACUUACACAUUGUUAUACAAUUAAGAAAGAAAAUUUCAAAGUAGCUAGCAGGAAACUUCACCAGCUGUGCUUUUAUCUGUACCCAAUUUGUUUCAUUUGCCAGUCAAGUCUAAAUUUCCAGUAAACCCUGUCCUUUUCUUCCAACAAACACAAUUCAAUUUGGCAAGAAAAGUUUCAUGGGGAGGACUGGAUUGUUUGAUCUUGAAAGGCACUUUGCCUUUUAUGGAGCAUAUCACAGCAACCCAGUUAACAUUUUGAUACACACUUUCUUUGUGUGGCCAUUAUUCUUCACUGCUGCCGUUCUUCUCCAUUUCACACCUUCUCUCUACAAUUUCCCAUCUGGGAUUAGUGAACAUGGUCUUGAAUUGAAUUUUGGGUUUGUUUUUACUUUGAUGUAUGCUGUUUUUUAUGUUUGCUUGGAUAAGAAAGCAGGGCCCCUGGCAGCUUUGCUCUGCUUUCUCUGUUGGGUUGGAGCCAGUUUUCUUGCUGGUGGACUUGGGUUUUCCAGGUCAUGGAAGCUUGUUCUGGCUGCUCAGUUGUUUUGCUGGACUGGACAGUUCAUAGGCCAUGGGAUAUUUGAGAAAAGAGCACCGGCUAUUUCAGACAACUUUGUUCAAGCACUUCUAAUGGGGCCUUACUUUGUGCUGCUUGAGCUUCUUCAAUCAGCCUUUGGCUAUGAACCUUAUCCAGGUUUCCAUGCAAGUGUGCAAAAACAGAUUGAAGCUGAUAUCAAAGAGUGGAAGGCCAAGAACCAAAAGAAACUAACAUGAAUGAACUACUUUAAUUUGAAUUGAUAUUUAUGAAUGUACUGGAAUGCAACUUGCAUUUUGUCUUGUCAGAUGUUUUGUUUGUUUCUUGGGAUGUCUGCUUUUUUCGUUGGAUUAUUUCUAUUGGUCGAUCCAGUUCAUCUGCAAAUGUCUACUUUUUUUUUUUUUGGGUUAGAUUAUUUCUAAUGGUCUACCCAGUUUAUCUGCAAAUGCAACUUUUAGAAAGGAAUCUUUGUUCAAGGCAAUGAUA
Molecule: messenger RNA, 1538 nt
Organism: Prunus persica (peach)
Lineage: Eukaryota; Viridiplantae; Streptophyta; Magnoliopsida; Rosales; Rosaceae
Exons: 1
Coding region: 698-1291 (197 amino acids)
Biological process (GO): sphingoid catabolic process
Cellular component (GO): endoplasmic reticulum
Source: RefSeq, a predicted model, not a curated record